CUCUCGCCCUCUUCCUCUCCCUCGCCGCGCAAGAAACUGCGCUCCCCAUCCGGCUACGCCCCGCCCUCGACCUACGCCCACCUGCCCCCGCUGCGCGACGUCCUCGAACCCAACCUGAUCUGCGUCUUCAUCGGGCUCAAUCCGGGGAUCCAGACCGCCGUGUCCGGGCACGCGUACGCCCAUCCAUCGAACCUGUUCUGGAAGCUGCUGCACAGCAGCGGGUGCACGACGCGCCGGUGCAGCCCCCAGGAGGAUGGCGACCUGCCGCGUCUGUUCGCGCUGGGGAAUACGAAUAUCGUGGAGCGCCCGACGAAGAAUAGCUCGGAACUGAGUAAGGCGGAGAUGGAUGCCAGCGUGCAUGUGCUGCAGGCGAAGAUUGCCAAGUUCAGACCCGAGGCCGUGUGUAUUGUGGGGAAGAGCGUCUGGGAGAGUAUCUGGAGGGUGACGCAUGGCAGGCCGAUCAAGAAACAUGAGUUUAGGUAUGGAUGGCAGGAUCAGGGGGAGAAUAUGGGCGUUGAUGGUGGGCAGGACUGGGAGGGGGCAAGAGUCUUUGUGGCGACGAGUACGAGCGGACUUGCUGCUACGUUGUUGCCGGCUGAGAAAGAACGCAUAUGGAAGGAAUUAGGGGUCUGGGUCCAGCAAAGGAGAGAGGAGAGAUCUGCU
Molecule: messenger RNA, 663 nt
Organism: Amorphotheca resinae ATCC 22711
Lineage: Eukaryota; Fungi; Ascomycota; Leotiomycetes; Helotiales; Amorphothecaceae
Exons: 1
Biological process (GO): base-excision repair, AP site formation
Molecular function (GO): mismatch base pair DNA N-glycosylase activity
Source: RefSeq, a predicted model, not a curated record